CCCACUAAACCGCGCACGAUACUACGCAUACGCGACACACCAGCAGCGCAGUAGACAGUAGUACAGCCCAUCCACUCCGCCUUCCCCUUCCUUCCCCGCAGUCAGUCUCCCCCACCUGGUCAAACCACUCCCCUCUCUCGCCCAACCCCCCACCACCUCCAAUCCAUCCACCAUGCCUCCCUCGCUCCUCCCCCUCCUCCUCCUGCUCGCCCUAGCCCUCCCCUUCCCGCCGGCCGCGCCGCAGCCGGCGCCGGGCUCGCCGUCGGAGCCCCGGGAGGACGACCUGCGGUGCCUCCGCGGCGUCAAGGACGGCCUCCAGGACCCGGAUGGCCGCCUCGCGUCGUGGAACUUCCGGAACACCUCCGCGGGCGCGCUCUGCGACUACUCGGGCGUCACCUGCUGGAACCCGCAGGAGUCGCGCGUCAUCACGCUCUCCCUCUCCGGCUUCGGCCUCCGGGGCCACGUCCCCUCCUCGCUCCAGUACUGCGGCUCCGCCAACACCUUCGACCUCUCCGGCAACGGCCUCGACGGCCCGAUCCCGCCCGCGCUCUGCGACUGGAUACCCUUCGUCGUCAGCCUCGACCUCUCCGGCAACAAGCUCUCCGGCCCGCUCCCCGCCGAGCUCGCCAACUGCCGCUUCCUUAACUCGCUCAAGCUCAGCGACAACGCCUUCACCGGCCAGAUCCCCGCGUCUCUCGCGCGGCUCGACCGCCUCAAGUCGCUCGACCUCUCGUUGAACCAGCUCGAAGGCCAGAUCCCGGCCCAGCUCGGCGCGACCUUCUCCAAGGAAUCUUUCUCCGGGAAUUCGGGCCUUUGUGGCCGCCCCGUGUCCUCGCGCUGCGGUCGCGGGCUUGGAGGCGCCGGCCUCGGCAUCGUGAUUGCUGCCGGGGUCUUCGGAGCCGCUGCUUCGUUGCUCCUCGCCUUCUUCUUCUGGCGAUGCACCGGGAAGAGCAAGGGCGGUCGCCGCCGCCGCCAGAGCCGCGGAGUCAGCGAGUCGGGGGUUACCGCUGCGGAGGACGGAAGCUGGUGGGCGGAGCGGCUGCGGGCAGCACACAACCGGCUGGCUCCGGUGUCGCUGUUCCAGAAACCAAUCGUCAAGGUCAAGCUUGCUGACCUGCUAGCAGCCACACAGGACUUCAGUACAGGCCAUAUCGUGGUGGCCGGGAGCUCACGCGCAGGGACGGCGUACCGAGCUGUGCUGCGCGACGGGUCUGCCCUGACGGUGAAGCGCUUGCACUCGUGCCCACUCUCGGAGAAAGCAUUCCGGUCGGAGAUGGGGAGGAUCGGGCAGCUGCGGCACCCAAACAUCGUGCCGCUGCUAGGGUUCUGUGUUGUCGAGGAUGAGCGGCUACUGGUGUACAAGCAUAUGGAGAGCGGGGCUCUUUGCUCGGUGAGGAAGGAGCCAGGGGAGACAUUGUUGGACUGGUCGACACGGCUCAGGAUCGCUGUUGGGGCGUCACGGGGUCUUGCGUGGCUGCACCAUGGCUUCCAGAUGCCACAGAUUCACCAGAACUUGAGCUCAAGCGCGGUGCUUCUCGAUGAGGACUACGAGGCUCGGAUCACAGAUGUUGGCCUCACAAGGCUGGUCCGGAUGGCACCAGGUGAGGGUGGUGAUACAAGCCCCUUCCUGAAUGGUGACUUUGGGGAGUUUGGGUAUGUCGCGCCAGAGUAUGCUAGCAAUCCAGUUGGUACCAUGAAGGGUGAUACAUAUGCAUUUGGGGUGAUACUGCUUGAGCUCGUGAGCGGGCAGGAGGCUGCUACCGUGGCAAGUGAUGUAGCGGGCGAAGGGUUCAAAGGGACAUUGGUAGAUUGGGUAUAUCAGCUGAAGAGCUCCGGCCGAAUCACCGAUGCCGUGGACAAGUCAUUGAACGGGAAGGGCCAUGAUACAGAGAUUGGUGAAUUCUUGAAGGUAGCAUUUCAGUGUAUUUCGGCUCGUCCGAAGGAGAGGGUUUCAAUGUACCGGGUUUAUCAUGCUCUGAAGAGUAUUGGAACGGGCCGUGAUGUCUCGGAGCAGUUCGACGAAUUCCCACUGUCCUAUAACAAGGAUGAUUCUGACACCAUGUAGCUGAUGAUGAUCGUGCAUCGGAUUGUGAACAAUUUGGUCAGGCUUAAUAUGCUACUUGCAUAUUCCUGCCAAUUAAAUUGAUCAAGGGCAUGCCGAGCCAACCAUGUCAACACCAUAACUACUGCGGGGUGCUCAAUUAAAAGAUCAUGGCACCAUCUCAUUUUGAGAUAAUCAUGUAAGCUGUAAGAUUAGUCUGUAUUGUCUUUUUAAAUUAUUGCUAGUGCUUGUAGUAUCUCCGUGGAACUGUAAUUCUUGUUGUGUCUAAAUCCUGAUAUCCCCCUUCUUGGAACAACUACCAUGCUCUCCAGUCUCCAAAAGAAAAUCAAAUUGGCAUUCAAAAAAUUGAUCAUUUGCCAAUUUAUCUUAAUUUUACAGGAAUAUUUCACUCUGUUA
This is a messenger RNA of Brachypodium distachyon (stiff brome), 2458 nucleotides long. Its product is annotated as probable inactive receptor kinase At1g27190. Gene Ontology annotation, biological process: protein phosphorylation. The coding region runs from base 173 to 2065 and encodes 630 amino acids. The record is from RefSeq and is a predicted model, not a curated record. The transcript has a single exon. Gene Ontology annotation, molecular function: protein binding; ATP binding; protein kinase activity. Lineage: Eukaryota; Viridiplantae; Streptophyta; Magnoliopsida; Poales; Poaceae.